Molecule: messenger RNA, 1065 nt
Organism: Sipha flava (yellow sugarcane aphid)
Lineage: Eukaryota; Metazoa; Arthropoda; Insecta; Hemiptera; Aphididae
Exons: 3
Coding region: 65-517 (150 amino acids)
Source: RefSeq, a predicted model, not a curated record
AGUUAACAAAAUUCAAGAUUAUAAAUCAAAAAAUAAUUUUAGAUCAAACAACAGUAGUACUGAUAUGAUAUAUGGUAAUGAAACAAAUAAGGAAAUUUAUAUAAAUAGCGAUAUAAGUAAUGAUGUUGAAUCGGAAUUUUAUAGUGAUGAUGAUAUUUCUAUCAAUUCAGAUAAAUCUGAUUUAAAUAUAAUGAUAACAGAUGAACACAAGAAAAUUGGAGAAAUAAAGCAGACCAACCUAUCAAAAUUAAAAAAAAAAAUAAUAAAUUCCAAACGAUUAUCAAAAUAUACAAGUCCAUGUUCAGAUAUUCGUCGUGUACUAAACACUUCAGGAUUACGAUCAACUUCAUUAUCAGUGAUAUUAAACGGAAAUCUUUUACCCGCUGUUAAAGUAAAUAAAGAAAAAAUUCUGAUAUUUAACACGUGUGCUUUUGAUUCGCUUUUAGUAGCAAAAACAAUUAUGCAAAGAUGUAGCUCUUCAUGGAUCAACAAGCAUUACUUAUCAACAACGAGGUAAUUUGCUGCUAGAAAGUGGAUUUUUUAAAAAGUCACCAGUAGAAUCCGGAACCUCAAUGUUGGACGCAAAUAUCAAUAUUAUAUCUUUAAGUAACAAGCUUCUUUCUGAUAUACCUAGCAGUAUACAAACAUUGGAAUGUACCAUUUGUAAUACAAAAACCGUAUUUCAUGAUGCAACAAUAAUACUCAACGAAUUGUUCAAUAGUAGUGGACACUUAGAAGAUAUAAAUAAAUAUUUAAAUAAAUAUAUUACGGAAAAAAAAGAAAAAUGGUGUCCAAACAGCAAAAAAAUAAGUAGAAAUUCCAUAUGAGUGUUGCAGGAACAUAUUUUAUUGGAAACAGACGUAUUUAAAUGUAAUACGAUAAAUGAAAAUAAAAUCUUAGUCAAUGAUAUAACAUCAAAGUUGUUUAUUGGAAAAGAAAAGUUUUCACUACAGUCAACAAUUUCAUACAUUGGAGAUUCAGAUGUAAAAAACAUGGGCCACUACGUAACACACUGCAAACGUGUCAAAGGUUAUUGGGAAAUACAUAAUAACUUGGUAAAAAAAA